This is a messenger RNA of Hemibagrus wyckioides, 1763 nucleotides long. RefSeq names its product centrosomal protein 43 (gene cep43). Gene Ontology annotation, biological process: microtubule anchoring. The record is from RefSeq and is a predicted model, not a curated record. The transcript has 21 exons. Gene Ontology annotation, molecular function: protein binding. The coding region runs from base 31 to 1665 and encodes 544 amino acids. Gene Ontology annotation, cellular component: centrosome. Lineage: Eukaryota; Metazoa; Chordata; Actinopteri; Siluriformes; Bagridae.
CAUGAGGAGGUCACGUGACCGGAAUUGAAGAUGUCUGCUACAGAAGAAGACACGGAGCUCAGAGACCUUCUGAUUCAAAAUUUGGAAAACAAUGGCGUUCUUAACAAGAUUAAGGCCGAGCUUCGAGCUGCUGUAUUUCUGGCUUUAGAGGAGCAGGACAAAGUGGAGAAUAAAACUCCACUUGUAAACGAGAAUCUGAAAAAGUGUCUCAGCACUAAAGAUGGACGCCUUGUGGCCAGUUUAAUCACAGACUUUCUGCAAGUGUUCAAUCUAGACUUCACACUAGCGGUUUUUCAGCCAGAGAUUAACACGAUCAAUGGACUGGACAGCCGUGAAAGUUUGUCCAAGGAGCUUGGCUUCUCUGAAUCUGAGGGGAAUAAGAACAUGCCUCUUCUCCUCGAAUUAGUUAAGAGAGGCAGAAACAAGGAGAAAUUCUCCAUUUACUCUGAGGCAGAUCGGACAACGCAUAUUCCCAAGGAACUGUCUCCCCGUCAGAUUGCUGAAGCACAAAAAAAAUAUGACUGCAGAUGCAAGGAUAGGAGUGGUGGUUUAAGCAAAGAUGAAGUUGUUGCAGUUUUCAUAGAGCUUUUUCCCAGUUUCGGCAGAGGCAUGCUAGAACGAUUUGUGGCUGAUGAACUCGGAGCAAAAGACACUUCUGUAGACUUUCAGGAAUUUUUGGGGCUGUUCAAACAGCUUUAUUGUCAGUGCAGAAGUGUGGUUGCCUGUGAUGGGACCGGUGGAGUUCACUCUGUGAGUAAGGUUACUGAGGAGAAGAUCAGUUCAUCACCUACCAGCAAGAUACCCAGGUUUAAGGGAUUUAUAAAGGCCAGUGCAGCACAGGAAGAGCCAACUGGGCCUCAGGCUGGAGAACCACCAAGUCACAGUGAGUCACUGAUCUCUCAGAAGAGCAGAGCUUUUGUGGCCAGUGAAGGGUUUAUAACCAGCAGGAACGAGCCAUCAGCCCUGAGGAGACCUCUGGACCUAGGCCUAGAGGAUGACGAUGAGGAAGGGGACUCGUUCUUCGACGAUCCUCUUCCGAAACCUCAGAAGACUUAUGGCUGUAGUUUACCCUCCACUGAUAAGCCAUACACAGGGCAGAGACUUUCUGAAAAGAGCUUUAGUCAGAAAGAGAGCCAGCACCCGCAGAGGGAGGAGAGCCUGGCAGGGCCGUCCUUCUCCAAAAUGAGGAGGGGUACUAGCCUCAAUGAUCUGUCUGCUAUAGGCAGUGACACUGAGGGUGAUGGAGAGGACAUGUUCUCAGAUGCUGAGAACAAACCCAGCACUAAAUCUGAGCCCAGGAAAGCAGGAUCUGCAAAGCCAGCUGUGAUAACACCUUCACCCCUGUCAGAUACCCCGUCAUUAAAGAGUGCAGAACACAACCAAAAAGACCCUGUCUCCAGUAAAGACGACUCUAAAGAAAAGGGCUUUCAGGGUUUAAAGUCUCUGAAGGAGAAAACUGGAUCCCCUAUGCCUGCAGAUGAAGAGCUUGAUUACGAUGAUGACUUCAACAGUCACAACUCAAAGAGUGAGCUGAGCAUCAGUGAGGAGAUCGAAGACGCCUCUGUCGAGGGACCAGAUAUCAGUGACCGGCUUGAAGAGAUCACCCAGGACGUGAGUGUGUCUCAGACGAGUCAGGCUGCAGAUUACAUGGAAGAUGUGGCGUGACAAGCAGACAACACCUAAUCCUCUUUUUUUUUGUUUAUUUAUGUAAUUGUGUAAACUACAUGUCAGCAGUUCCUAUUAAAGCUCCAUUGUUCACGGUU